GUUCGGACACCUAAAUCAACUGUCUAAUGAGUGCUCAAGAAAAUAUUAUUUUGAACACGAAAGAAAGCACCAGCGAUUUCAAUCAUCAGGGCACAGCUCAUUUGGAUUAUUUUGCCAAUAGAUUGCACGUCCACCCCGUUGACAGAAGCAACUCGAAAGGCCGCAAAAUGCAUGAAAUAUGGAGUAGAUCCACAAAUGGCCACGAAAAGGAGAUAAUAAAAAUUUCUGGCCUACUACUUCAGCAAAUGUUUCUUCACAAAUGCGCCUCACGAGAAAGUUUCAAUUCAGCUGGCGGUGAUGAUUUUCAGUCUAACCGUUGGUCGAAUUUAGGAGCUGGAUCAAGGAAUGCCCCCGCUGUCGAAUCAGCAACUGUUCCUGUACGAGAAAUACGGGCGAUGAGGCAGCUUUGCGCUCGGAUUGGACCCGGAGUGCAUCGCCAGACAACAAGCGUUUGGACCAGGAAUGUCCGUAUUUCAGCUUUACGAUCAUGUGACCUGCCGGAUAAACAAAAAAAAAGUCCAAUUGGUUUUGAUUCUAUGCACGGAGAUGUCUGGAAAGCGGCCCGGGCCUUUGAAGGGGAAUAAUGCCUGACAGAAAUGCCAUGGAUUUAGUUCGCAUUCUGAAGGUGCCACUCCCAAGAGCGAAUGCACUCGCAUCUUUUCGUAAUGGACGUCGCGAUGAUGUCAUCGAAGCAAUUGCAAGACCUUGCAACGGGCAUGAGCGUUUCGACCUAGCCAAGGAAAAUCCGUAGGAGGGUGCCUUCGGAUGAGUCUAGAGGUCACAGAUGCCUCACGGCAGAGGUCAGUGUGAGUCUGGCCCAUAAUUCCAGCACCAUGACGGCCAAUAUCACCAUCCACGGUACUGGUAACCAAAUAUAGCUCGAGCUGUGAUGGCGGACGAUAUUUUCCGGAUCCGCAAGGCAUCCUUUUCACAUGACUUCAUCGGCCUUUGGUCUCGUGCUGCAAAACCUUGGAAAGGCGCGCAGGAGGUUCACUGAUUCGUUUGUCUCCCAGGAGGCGGACCGGCGGUGGCUCCGCAUUGGAG
Messenger RNA from Hyaloscypha bicolor E, 1044 nucleotides. RefSeq lists its product as uncharacterized. The record is from RefSeq and is a predicted model, not a curated record. The transcript has a single exon. Bases 27 to 584 code for a protein of 185 amino acids. Lineage: Eukaryota; Fungi; Ascomycota; Leotiomycetes; Helotiales; Hyaloscyphaceae.